This is a messenger RNA of Lactuca sativa (garden lettuce), 3293 nucleotides long. Its product is annotated as disease resistance protein At4g27190. The record is from RefSeq and is a predicted model, not a curated record. Gene Ontology annotation, molecular function: ADP binding; protein binding. NCBI's taxonomy places the organism in Eukaryota, Viridiplantae, Streptophyta, Magnoliopsida, Asterales, Asteraceae.
UACCAUAUCGACAAACAAUCUUUCUUCUUUAUUCUCCAAUUAAUCAUAAUUGAUAAUUAGUAAUCUUCCUUCUUGGGUCAUCCUAAUCUCUUUUCAGUACCCUCAUGAUAAUACCAAACAAACAAUCUUUUUUUCUUUUGCGCAAUUGAUAAUUGUCGGUUCAUUCAUACUUCUUUUUUCUUUUGCAUAAACGUUUCUUGUUUGUGAAUCUAAUAUCAUUUGGAACUACUUUUUCUAUACAACCCAUCAAAAAAGAAGGAAAAAUCUAGAAUGGAGGUUGCUAAUAACUUGAUUGGAAAAGCCGUGGAUUUGCUGUUCGGAGUAGUUAAACAGGAGAUUGACUACGUCCGGAAUUGUACUGAAAAUAUUGAUAAGCUGAAGAAUGAAACUCAAAAGCUGAAUGAUAUGAAGGGCAUGGUUCAACAACGAAUCAAUGUAGCUAAAGAUAAAGGAGAUCGUCUCUUAGAUGGUGUGCAGAAUUGGAUCGAAAAGGCCGAAGCUGAAGUAUUUAAGUCCGGGGAGUUUCUUGAAGGAGAAGCUAUUGCCAAGAAGACAUGCUUCAACUCACGACUAUGUGUCAAUUUGGGCACCCUUCGUCAUUACAGUAAGAUGGCAACAUCAAAGACAAGUACUAUUCUACAGAUCCACGAAGAUGGCAAAACAUAUGAGAGUUGUGUCUCCAUUGCUGCUCCCACUCCAAGUAUCCUAGACCUAUACGAACGCAAGAAUCUUGAUGAUAUCGAUACACACAAGUUUACUUUGGGUGAAAUCAUUAAAGCUCUCUCAGAUGAAAGCAUACAAAUCGUUGGAAUCUUCGGCUCAGGAGGCGUAGGAAAAACAACAUUAGCGAAGGAAGUUGUUGCAGAAGUGAAGAAUCUAUUUGCAGAUAUUGUGUUUAUAACCGUCUCAAAAACUGUAGACGCUACAAAGAUUCAAGAAAAGGUGAAUAUAGCAGCAAAGCGAAUAAUCAAUGGGGACAAGGUUCUAAUCGUUUUAGAUGACAUAUGGGAGGAGCUAUUACUCUCUGAUGUGGGCAUCCCGUGUGGGAAUAACCACAUGAACUGCAAGAUUUUGUUAACAUCAAGAAGCAGAAAUGUAUGUGAAGCAAUGAAUGUGCAACGUAAUAUCUGUGUAAACACUUUGACUGAAGACGAAUCGUGGAUACUUUUUAAACGUGUGGUUGGUGAAAAAAUAGAGACAGACACUAGCUUGAAAAAAAUCGCAAAAGCUGUCGUUCAAGAAUGUGGUGGAUUGCCACUCAUCAUUCAAGCUGUGGGAAGAGCCUUGAGAAGCAAAUCCAGUCCUAUAUGGGAGGCGACACUGGAUAGGCUACAAAAACAUGCUCCUCUAGAUAUCGCUCCUGAGAUAAGGAAGGCGUUUACUCAUUUGAAGCUGAGUUAUGAGUAUCUUGAAAGUGAAGAAGCUAAAUCGUGUUUCUUACUAAGUAGUUUGUAUAGAGAAGAUGGAUCCAUUCCGAUUACAGAUUUGGUAAGCUAUGGGGUGGGUCUAGGGAUAUUUAGUAAUCUCGAUAGUAUUCAAGAUGCAAGAAAUAGAGUUCAAAUUGCAGUUGACACUCUCAAAUCAUCUUUCUUGUUAUUGCCAACGGAGUACAAAGAUCUUGUUGAAAUGCAUGACGUUGUUCGUGAUGUGGCAUUGUUAAUAGCUUCUAAAGGUAAAGACAAUUUUUUGGUGAAUUCUGGAAAACGUUUGAGAGAAUGGAAGCCAACAAAGAAUACUUCUGAAAGCUACACGAAGAUCUCUCUCAUGUAUAAUAAAAUUUCUGAGCUUCCUGAUCAAGACCUUCAAUUCCCUUUUCUUGAUACCUUCAUUAUACGAGGAAAUGAAGUUUCAUUUGUCCCUGAUGAAUUCUUUCGAGGAAUGAAAGAAGUUAAAGUUCUAGAUUUGUCUUAUAACAAUCUCUCCUUCCUCCCACAAUCAAUGAAACUGCUCAAAAAACUCCGCAUGCUUGAUCUAACUGCGAACGAUGGCAUCAAUGAAAUUUCUUUACUUGGGGAGUUAAAAGACCUUGAGAUUCUAAUGCUUGGAUUUACUCGAAUUGAACAGAUUCCUGAAGAGAUUGGUCAAUUGACCAGUUUAAGGAUGCUGAAUCUUGAGUGGUGUGACUCUCUAUCAUGUAUAACACCUGGUGUCAUAUCAAGGCUCACUUGUUUGGAAGAGUUGUACAUUUUGCACUGUCGUGGAGAUAUUGCUGAACUUAGUCUUGUGGAACUAAGUAAGUUGAAGUCGUUUAGAACUCUACAUUUAUUUGUGUAUAAUCCUGGUUUUUUCUCCAAAGGUACUGCCGAAUUGGAAACAUUAUCGGGGUUUUAUAUUCAAAUUGGUGACAGAUCAGAUUAUGUUUUUUCAAUACAGAAAUCUCAUAUACGACGCCUACUGUAUAUUGCUCGUGUUGGGAACGUAUUUACUGAUUCAGUGAAGAAACUGAUUCAGGUAAGUGAGUCUAUUGUGUUGGAGUCGAUAGAAGAUAUGGAUAGCAUUCUACCAGACAUGUAUGAAGAGAAUUUUAAUGAUUUAAAGUCUAUCACUUUGCGUGGUUGUCACAAUGUUUCAUGCUUGGUGAAGACUAUGGAACAAGAUACAAUGCAAAUCUUUGGUGAAAGUGAAACAAAGGAGAAGUUUUUCGCCCAAAUGGAAGAAAUCAUCUUGGUAGAUCUGCAAUGCUUGGAGCUUCUAUGGGAUUGCCCACAUCAAUAUAUAAGCUUUGGUAAUCUACAAAUAAUCAAAAUUAAAGGCUGCCCCUCCUUGGUAAGUCUAAUUCCAGUAGCUGUAGCACAAGGGCUUGUGAAUCUGAGUGAGAUAGAGAUUCAAGAUUGUGAUAAUCUUGUAGUAGUGAUUUCGGCCAGUGAUGAACAUAAAAAUGAUGGUGAAAUUGAGCAAAUAGAAGGCACUGAAAUUGAUGUAGAGAUCGUGUUCUCUUGCCUUACCAGUAUUAGCUUGAGUGGUUUAUCUGGACUUGAGAGCUUCUACUCUGGUCAUUCUACCAUCAAAUAUCCUUCUUUGAAGUUUAUAAAGGUGGAAGGUUGUGUAAGCAUGACUAGAUGGGGUCAUGGAGUCCAUGUUAUACCUAACAUCAAAUUUCAUGAUCAAGGAAGAGAUUGUUCCAUCAAUGAUAUCAUCGCAAAUGAGGCCAGUGGAGAAAUAGAAUUUGGAAGUCUGAAAUGAUGAUUAAAAAAGUACAUCCCUAAUGAAACACAUGGUACUAGUGAAUGGAUUUUAUAGUAUGUUUUUUUUUUCGAAUGAUAUGUUUAAUAUUGUAUCGUGUGUAUAUAUAU